This is a messenger RNA of Aspergillus chevalieri, 1122 nucleotides long. RefSeq names its product putative integral membrane protein. Bases 1 to 1122 code for a protein of 373 amino acids. NCBI's taxonomy places the organism in Eukaryota, Fungi, Ascomycota, Eurotiomycetes, Eurotiales, Aspergillaceae. The record is from RefSeq and is a predicted model, not a curated record. The transcript has 2 exons.
AUGACCGAUCGAAAUCUGGAGGUCAAGGCCGUCGCGGCCACCUUCAUGUCCGUGGCGGCGGUGACGGUGAUACUGCGUUGUUAUGUGCGCCUACGCAUCGUCAAGGCGUUUGGCUGGGAUGAUGGUGCCAUGGUUGUUGCUAUGAUUUUUUAUGCCUUGUUCUCCGGCAGCAUGAUCGGGGGCAGUUUAUACGGUACAGGAAAGCAUUUCAGCGACCUCACGGCUCAUCAACGAGUCACGGCGAUGGAAUAUUGGUGGUUCUGUGAAAUCGCCUACUGUUUCGCCUCUGUCGGGUGCAAAGUGUCGGUCUGCAUUUUCCUGCUGCGAAUUACAGUCAAACGGGAGCAGAUUUACAUCUUGUACAGUGUGAUGGGCUUGACGGCCAUCGCCGGUGUGGUCUUCAUGUUCAUUAUGCUGCUGCAGUGCAAGCCGCUCGAAUAUUUCUGGACCCGAUCUGCUCUCGAUCCCUCGAUCCCCGGUCACUGCAUGAAUGUCCAAGUCGUCAUUGCCAUGACCUAUGUGUACAGUGCAAUUGCGGCGCUGUGCGAUUUCACCGUGGGCAUCCUGCCCAUCUUCCUCGUUAAGAAUUUGAGUAUGCGUCGGCAGACCAAGAUGGCUGUCGUUGGUAUUCUCGGUAUGGCUUGCAUUGCCUCCUCAGCAGUCAUCAUCCGUAUACCUUGGGUCCACACCUUCGAGGAAAUCAACGACUUCCUCUACGCCACCGUCGAAAUUGCUAUUUGGUCGAAUAUCGAAACCGGUCUGGGCAUAUCCGCCGGUAGUCUAGCCACCCUCCGUCCUCUUCUACGUCGGUUUUUCCCUCGCUCAUCGCGAGACGGCGGCAGUUAUACCCCCGCCCCCGGAUCGCGCCGAUUACCACUCGGCUCGUUGGAUAGCGGAGCACAGCAUCGCUUCCGCCCGGACAAACUGGCUGUUACUGUGACCACCGUGCAGAGCCACCAUCCCGGCGAGGAAUUGGACACCUGGGAGCGGAUCAGUCAGGAACAGUUGACGGAGCGACCGCCGCUACCGGGCAUUGCAGAGGAGAUUAACACGGGCAUGGGAAUCCAUCGAACAAUCGAGGUGAACCGGACGGUCGAAGUCACACAGGGGGAAUAUGUAUAG